AUGGCCUCGAAACCCCAAGUCAUCCUCGUAGUCGGCGGAACGUCCGGCAUUGGAUAUGCCAUCACGCAAUCCAUCCUUUCAUCACCUUACUUGCCAUUGAAUGCGAAAGUAAUCGCGUUUGGGCUUAUAGAUUCAACCAUCAAGCUUGAGUUUACGAAACAGCAGAGAGAGCGUCUAAGGAUAGUCGAAGGCGAUGUCACAGUAGAGGAAGACCGAGAGUUGGCGGUCCAGACGUGUUUUAACCAUUUCGGGGGACUGGAUACAUUGGUGUACUGCGCGGGCAUUAUUACACCGAUACAAAGACUAGAGAAAGUGGACGUCGAAGCUGUGAAGAGGAGUUUUGAUAUCAACGUUUUUGGGGCUAUGAGUAUGGUUCAGCUCACCCUCCCACAUCUCCGCGCGUCGCGGACAUCCCAUCCGCUCAAUGCUGGCCGCGGCAAAGUCAUAAUCCUAUCUUCGGCCUGCGAUAGCACAGUGUCCUAUCAUGGCUGGAUGCCUUAUAGCACCACAAAAGCCGCACUAACCCGGUUUAUCUCUUGUCUUGCACAUGAGGAACCUCUGCUCAGCGUGCAGGGCGUAUACCCUAAGUUGACGCGGACAAAGAUGAUCGAUGGGUUAGUAGAAGGGAAGUACCUGGGCGUUAUGGCGGACCAUGAAAUCGAGAGGUUUAGAAUCUGGGAUGAAAUAGGCGACGAGAUGGUGGAGCCGCCUGAACUUUGUGGAAGGGCCGUUGCGAAGUUGGCGUUGGGAUUGUUCGAGGGUGGAAAGAGUGGUGAAACUCUGUAUUAUGACGAGCAUGUUCCGCGGAAGAUCGCGGGAACAUGA
Molecule: messenger RNA, 825 nt
Organism: Alternaria atra
Lineage: Eukaryota; Fungi; Ascomycota; Dothideomycetes; Pleosporales; Pleosporaceae
Exons: 2
Coding region: 1-825 (274 amino acids)
Cellular component (GO): intracellular anatomical structure
Molecular function (GO): oxidoreductase activity, acting on NAD(P)H, oxygen as acceptor
Source: RefSeq, a predicted model, not a curated record